Durio zibethinus is the source of this 2454-nucleotide messenger RNA. RefSeq lists its product as uncharacterized. Gene Ontology annotation, cellular component: cytoplasmic dynein complex. Gene Ontology annotation, biological process: microtubule-based process. Gene Ontology annotation, molecular function: dynein intermediate chain binding. The record is from RefSeq and is a predicted model, not a curated record. NCBI's taxonomy places the organism in Eukaryota, Viridiplantae, Streptophyta, Magnoliopsida, Malvales, Malvaceae.
ACAAAAUGUGUUGUGUUGAUGCAGCAUUCCUUCUUCUGAUUUGUCAUCAAACCAUGUGUAUUUGACUAAAAGGAUGGUUCCUAGAACUCUCACGGAAAACAAGUGAAUUGUUGAUCAUGAGUUGCAAAUCCAACCCCUUUUAUUUAUUUAUUUAUUCUAUCAUUUGCAAUAACAUUGUCAUUCUGAAAUCUGAAGUUAGGCUGAAAGGGGAGGUGUCCCAACCCAACUUCCAUUGUCAUUCUGAAGGGUCCACUGGUUAGAUGUAAAUAUCAAAGCCUUUCAUGGUAGAAAUAGAUCAAGUCAACAGUCAACACAACACACAUCACGGACAGAGACCUCCAUCUCCUCCACCCCCCGGCGCAUGUAGGGGAUUGGAAAGCACUAAACAGCCCUAGCACUUCGCACAUGUGCGAGGUGUCCUAAUUCAGUGAACCCACCAUAGUCCACAAUCCACAAGCCCCUGACACCCCUCCCCCCCAACCCCUCAGAAAACACAACUUCCCAUAUAAACACCCCCUUCUCUCCUCCCUUUCUUUGUCCUAACAACACCACCAAUUGGAUAACAUGGCUCACCACACCACACACAGGCGCAUCUUAGCAGCACCAGAACCUAGCCCAUCGUCCUAUUCCAUAGAUCCCACCCUCAAAAAGUUGCCUAUACCUACCGUAAGCAGCAGCAACGCCACCAAAACCAGCCAUCCAACAACCCAAAACUCAGAUCCAUUAGUGCCUAUCAAGAAGCCCUUUUUCAUGACCAAUCACUUCUCGAGAUUGAACCUUAAUCACAAAAUCCGCACACCCAAAAAACCUACCAACAACCAACAUAGCCAUCCUCCACCUAGUAGAGACAUUCAUUUACAAGCCAAAGCCAUGACAGUUUCAGCUGAUGCUGAUUCCUCCAGGUUUUCACUUAUCAAAGCAAACUACCUACCCCAUAAAACAGCUAAAGAAUCAUUGAAAGAGAAGGUCAGGAAAGAAUCAAAGGAUUUGGAUAAAAACACAGAAAAACAUCAUCAAAGAUCAGUGUUUGAUAGCAAGAAAACAGCUGUGACAGUGAAAGAGAAAGAGGUGAAGAAUCUGCAAGAAGGACUUCAUGAUAUGAAGAAGGCUUCAGCUUCAUUAGGCAGAAGGAGAUCCUUAUGUGGUUCACAAGUAGAGUUGGCUGAUAUUCUUGCAAAUUGUGGUGUCAAAAUUGUUUCAGUUGAUAUGCCACCGUUUAUGCAGAUCCAUGCUGUUGAUUGUGCAAGAAAGACUCAUGAUAGCCUUGAAAAGUUCACUUCCAAGACCCUUGCACUCACUCUCAAGAAGGAGUUUGAUGGUGUCUAUGGACCAGCAUGGCAUUGUAUUGUGGGGACGAGUUUUGGGUCAUUUGUAACACAUUCAGUUGGUGGGUUUCUAUAUUUCUCAAUGGAUCAAAAGUUGUAUGUCCUCUUGUUUAAGACAACCGUGCAAAGGGCUGAUUGAAGUGGGGUGACAUAGAACAAUCUGGAAGUUAAAGCAUAUCUAGUAUAGAAAACCUUUUUGAAGCUUAAAGCAAUGUUGUCUCAUUCGUAGCUUGUACAUUGCGUUUGAUAAGAAGAAAAGGGUAGGACAUUUUGUUUAAUUUAAAUUGUGGAAACGACCCUUUUUAAGUGGUCUAGCCUUUCAGACGUACUUCUUGUAAUGUAGUAUCUUGUUUUGGUUAGAAGUACAGAAUCCAUUACCAGCUCGCAUUCCAAUGUGCCAUCUUCAUUUUGUUUUCUAUGUUGUACUAAUUCUUUCUAACUUGUAAAUUUCUUAAACUUCCCAUUGUUUUCUGGUUGUAUUUGAGAUAUUGCCUCGAACUCUUGAUCAGUUCCUGGUUUUGCUAAUUUGGUCUUGCAUUUUGGUUUAAACAACCCAAAGCUAUGCAAUCCAGGAAAUGAAAUUACAUGAAUAGAGAAUAGAAGCUGCUUUCAUUUCAGCACUCUAGCAUUGAUAGAAACGUGGCAUACUGUGGUUGGUCCCCGCACUAGUAGGAGUCUCUCAAACUAGAGAGGAGCAAGACUGUCGGGUUCAUUGUUUCAGAUUUUUACUUCUGACGCUCAGCAUACGGUCAUGUCCUGCAAUUCAGCAUUUAAUUUCUUGACAAUGAUUGUCCCAGCAGAGGGCCAUAGCCGAUGGAGUCAAUUCUACGCAUGUUCUUAUUUUUAACUUUCAAGCUUAAGUCCGCAAAACAUGUAAGAUUGAUGUCCCUCCCACUUUAUUUUGAUGCAAAGCUUAGCAACAUUGUCGGUGGUCUUCCAAAAGAAAUGUAAUGUGCCUGUAAAUGGCAAGCCAAACAUCUAGAAAAAGCUCUAGCAUAAAAUUCUUUUGCCUGAAUUCAUAUUUCACAUUGGGGUUAAGACUUGGUUAAGCUGCUAAUGCUUUAUUCUGUUGUUUCACAUUUCAAAGCCAAUUUCAGCAUUUUAUAGUAUGAAUGCAUUGAAUUAAUUG